Messenger RNA from Rotaria sp. Silwood1, 4059 nucleotides. Lineage: Eukaryota; Metazoa; Rotifera; Eurotatoria; Philodinida; Philodinidae. The record is from the annotation of a GenBank genome assembly.
AUGAAUGUAUCUAUGUCUUUGUAUAAUAAUAUAUCUUCAUCUAAACAACUAGAACCAUGUUAUAUUCUACGACCUCUUGGAUAUUAUUUAUUAGUUCUUUGGAUUAUUGGUACAAGUCUAAAUGCUUACAUAUUAUAUGUAUUUAUACGAUAUAAAAAUUUACGUCAAUCAUCAACGAAUAUAUUCAUUUGUGGUUUGAUAUUAGUAGAUUUUUGUGGAGCUUUGUUCGAAAUACCAUUAUCAGCUAUUGCACUCGUAGGAUGCAGAUGGAUGUUUAGUUAUGUUGGUUGUGUACUAGAAGCUAUUAUAGCUUAUUUUGCUGGUUGUUCAAAUAUGUAUAUGUUGUGUUUAAUUUCUAUUGAUAGAUAUUUUGUUGUGACAAGAUUGUGUUCAACGUCAGUUAUAUUGGUUAAACAUGCUUAUAUAACUGUUUUAUGUGGUUAUUUAUUAGCUUUAUUUUGGACAUUACUUCCGGUUAUUGGAUGGUCUAGCUAUGAUUAUGAAGGUGUUGGAGCAUCUUGUAGUGUAAAAUGGGAAGAACGAUCAUUGAAUGUAACUAGUUAUAAUCUAACUAUUUUUAUAUUUGUUUACCUAAUACCAGUUAUUAUUAUUAUUGUAACGAAUAUAAGUGCUUUUCAUGUAAUUCGUAAACGUCGACGUCGCACAGGUCUAAAUUUAGGUGAAUCUCAUGCUCAUCGUCAAUAUUUAAUUGAACGUCGUAUAACGUACACUGUUAUUUUCAUCAUUGGUGGUUAUCUUCUUGCUUGGACUCCAUAUUCAAUAAUGAGUUUUAUUCGUGCCUUUAUUGAUGCUGAGUAUUUUUCGCCUAUUCUCGGAACAAUACCAGCGAUUUUUGCUAAAACAAGUCUUGUGUGGAAUCCUUUAAUAUAUGUUAUACGUAACGGAAAUAUUCGUCAUUAUCUUCCAUUCUGUAGAAAUUAUCGUUUUAAAGAAACAAAUAUAAAAGGUAUAACUAAUCUUAUAAUUUGUGACAAUCUUUGGGAAAUGGCAACAAAUAACAUAUCAGAAACGGGUCUUGAUUCACACAAACGAAAAAUAUUUAUUCAAAAAUUAGGUGCUGAUACAACAAAAUGGUCAUUAAAAGAUUAUUUCUCGAAGUAUCCAAUCGAGUGGUGUGAUGUUCCAAUUGAUGAAUUAGAUGAACAAGUAUCAUGUCUUAGUCUACCCACAAAAAAAUAUCGCAUUCAUAUUACAAAUUUACCGGCGAAUAUAGAUGCCGAGACAUUAUCACAAGAAUUCGAUUGGGACAUUUAUGAUAUUGUUAUGAAUCCGUCCAACAAUGAUCGAGCAUUGUCAACAGAGUGUUGGCUGAAAAAUGCCAUUGAUGAAAGAGAAGUGAACAAUUUUGGUCAAAGGUGGAAUAAACAAAGCAUCAAAGGAUCAAUCAUUCAAUGUGAGAAAGAAGAAGAUGAAAUAGAAUUUUGUAAUAAAUUUCAGUUUGGUCGGUGUGAAAAAAGUAGUGACGAAUGUCAUUGGGAACAUAUACCUUGUACGGCAAAUGGUGCUUGUUCGUUGACUUGUCCUUAUGGCCAUGCAUUUGGAAUGAAGACAGAACAUGAUUCUCCAAAUAGAACCUGUACGGACUAUCGCAUCAAAAUAACUGGUUUUCAAACAGAAGUCACAUCCCAAAAUCUUACUCAGCGAUUUGGUUCAAACAAGUAUUAUGUCGAUCGAAAACAUGAUCGUAUUGGCUACGUGGUCAAAAUCAAAACUAUGAAAUAUGCGAAACAGUUGAUGACAAAAUGGCAUAAUAAAAACAUUGAUGGCCAACUAAUAAAAUGUCAAUUAGAACUCAAUCCAAUCCUAUUCACUCAUCGUCAUCGCUCUCAAUCACGAGCAGCAUUGGCUGAUAGAGAACAGAAACAUAACCGUUGCCGCAGUCGUCCACGAGAUGCUUCCAGUAUCCAAAGUAGUCAAGAAACAUCUGAUCUCGGUGAUACUGACAAAACUUUGUCGAUAACAUGUGACAACCGAGAAAUGGAGAGAGACCGUCGCAUUAUUCGCAAAGCUUUUAAUGAUAUUACUCCAACUCCAUCGAAGACUAAUCUGCAUCAUGCAAGUUCAUCAGAAAGUAUCUCAACAUUGGUCGAAGCGAAAUAUCAGUUACCAAGCGAUGUAUCCGCAGAUGAAUGGGAAAUAACAAAAAGCGCAUCCAAUAGCGAUGGAAAAGUAUUAUUAAUACGUGGCAAAGCAGAUCGAAAACGUCUAGCCGUAAUCAAGAUUUACCCGAAUCAAUCCUUGAAGGACUUGUAUCAAGAAAUAACUGUAAUGAAACAUCUAAAAGAUGUGCAAGGUGUCAGUCAAUUGAUUGAACCAGAGAAUAUAUCGAACAAUCUUACUCAACAAAGUCUUGACAAAGCCAAUCUAUGGAUGAUUAUGAAACGUGCUCCUGGAUAUUCGUUAAAAGAAUUCAUCGAACGAAAAUAUCGAGUUGUCCUUGAAAUUUCAACAGCCAUUCAACUUACUCUGAAUCUAGUAAGAAUUCUUCAACAGGUGCAUGGUAGAGGUAUCUUCCAUCAGAAUUUAUCACCUGAAAAUAUUAUGAUCGAAUGGGAUUUAAACAGUACAUCGAUUGAUCAAGCCCUAUUGACUGUGCUGAAUUUCAGUCAUGCUGUCUUUGUAUCGACCAGUAAAGAUACGGCAAUUGUAUCAUCAACACAGAAAUGGUAUCAUGCACCGCAAACGAAUAUCACAAAAUUGAGUUCGACGAUUGAUGCAUCUGGGAUUUGUGCGAUUCUUUUUUGGUUACUGACACAGAUGGAUCCUCGACGUGAGAAUGAUGAACUUCCUCAUCAACAAGCUCGCGAUAAACUCAAUGACAUGAUUAAAGGUGCUGUCAACUCGACAAGUUUACAAAAUCAGCUGAAAACGUAUCUAAUGGACACAUUUGAUUGUGCUUUCGGCUAUCCAAACUACCAUCCAUGGACGAUCAAUGACCUCGAAUGUCGACUAGAGUCGAUUCAUCAAUUAUUGGUACCAAAUGUUCCAGAACUGACUACAAUAAGUGCCAUUUUUCAACAAUUGGCAUCAAUCUCUGACUCAUUACCGACGCCACCUACCACAAUCAAUGAUGCUCAACGAGAUGCCUUUGAAAAAGCAGCAAAAGCAUUCUUUCUCUACAUUGAUUUAGCUCCAUUUUUACCAUCGAAACCUGGUGAUGGCAUUUCUGCAACAGCGACAUGGAUUCAAAGUGCUACUACUGUGGCUGGUGUUAAUAGUCCAGGAUCUGCACUUAAUCAGUUGUAUUAUCCCCGUGGCCUCGUUGUUGAUGAAAAUCACACUAUUCAUGUUGCAGAUUGGGAAAAUCAUCGUAUAGUGAAAUGGUAUCGUGGCGUUUCUAUUGGUCAAAUAGUAGCAGGUGGGCAUGGACAAGGAAACCAUAUAAAUCAAUUGAAUGAACUGUCCGAUGUUUUGGUCGAUAAAGAUGAAACAAUGUAUAUAAGUGACAAUGGCAAUCGGCGUAUUUUGCGAUGGUCUCAAGGUGCUCAAAAUGGAGAAACAAUUAUUGAAAAUAUCUCUAGCUUUGGUAUAGCACAAGAUGAUCAAGGAUCACUUUACGUGUCUGACUCGAUCACAGGUGAAGUGAAGAAAAGGCAUGUUGGUGAUACGAUUGGACAAGUGAUCAUUUCGGGACUAAAUCAACCUAAUACAUUAUUUAUUGAUCGAAAUCGAUCUGUCUAUGUAGCCGACACCCAUAAUCACCGAGUAAUAAAAGUGGAUGAAGGAACAACACAACUUUCGAUUGUUGCUGGUGGAUCUCAUGGUCAUGGAUCAAACCAUUUAUCAUUCCCGCGCGCUGUUAUUGUCGAUGCGUUGGGCACUGUUUAUGUGGCGGAUACUAAUAAUCACCGAUUAAUGCGGUGGCCACAUGGAGCUGAAUCAGGCAGUGUCAUUAUUGGUAGUCGUGGCCAAGGUUCGCAAUCUGAUCAACUUAGUGGACCCACUGAUUUAUCAUUUGAUCUUGAAGGAAAUCUCUAUGUCGUCGAUCAUUAUAAUCAUCGUGUGCAAAAAUUUGCACUUAAUACGAGUUCAUGUUGA